This is a messenger RNA of Balaenoptera musculus (blue whale), 1309 nucleotides long. RefSeq names its product CD8a molecule (gene CD8A). The record is from RefSeq and is a predicted model, not a curated record. The transcript has 6 exons. Lineage: Eukaryota; Metazoa; Chordata; Mammalia; Artiodactyla; Balaenopteridae. Bases 389 to 1108 code for a protein of 239 amino acids.
CUGCUCACUCACCCUCCCUUCUUGAAAUCUCUCAUCUCUAUCCUCUGCCGCUGUCACACCCACAGGAGAGCCAUUCCAAGGGCCACUUUCAAGCCCUUUUCCUUGUCCUCAAACCCGCGGUUCUCAACCAUUCCCAGCUUCCCGUCAAGGCUGCCUCGACGGCCCCCAUUCACGGACCCCAGCCCCCUCUCUGGGCUGGAAGGUGACAACCGCGAAAAGGAGGGCGACUCUCUCCUCCGCGGGACUUCACGUGACAUCACAUCCUCCGAACGCGAAAUCGGCUCCGCGGCCGGCCGAAGGGCGCAACUUCCUCGGUCGGCGUCCCACUGGCUCCUGCGCUCCUCCGAGCUUCGAGCCGCGAGCGGAGCGGCGCCGCGGGGAGCGCGCCAUGGCCUCGCCGGUGACCGCCCUGCUCCUGCCGCUGGCCCUGGUGCUCCAUGCCGCCGCGGUCCUCGAGUCAUUCUCGUUCCGGAUGUCGCCGGUGCAGGUGCAGGCUCGCCUGGGCGAGAAGGUGAAGCUGCACUGCGAGGUGCUGCAGUCCAGCAUGACGUCGGGCUGCUCCUGGCUCUACCAGAAGCCCGGGGCCGCCUCCAGACCCAUCUUCCUAGUGUACCUCUCCAGCACGCGGUCCAAGCCGGCCGAGGGGCUGGACACCAAUUACAUCUCCGGCGCCAAGGCUGAGGGCGCCAACUUCCACCUCACUCUGCACCGCUUCCGCGAGGAGGACCAAGGCUACUAUUUUUGCUCGUUCAUGAGCAACUCGGUUAUGUACUUCAGCAAUUUCGUGCCUGUCUUCUUGCCAGCGAAGCCCACCACGACGCCGGCGACGCCACGAUCCACGCGGGCGCCCACCAAAGCGUUGCAGACUGUGUCUCCGCGCCCAGAGGUGUGCCGGCCCUCGGCGGGCAGCGCAGUAGAUACAAGGGGGCUGGAUUUCUCCUGCGAUAUCUACAUCUGGGCGCCCCUGGCCGGGACCUGCGCCAUCCUUCUCCUGUUAUUGGUCAUCACGGUCAUCUGCCACCGUCGUAACCGAAGACGCGUCUGCAAAUGUCCCAGGCCUGUGGUCAGACAGGGAGGCAAGCCCAGCCCUUCAGAGAGAUGCACCUAGCAUGGCGAUGGGCCCCGCGUGACAGCCACUACAAGACUUCAAACUGAGAACUCUCCUGACGGGGAGAGCAAGAGUCCUUCCCUUUCGGUUUCUCCAGCCUUCCUUCCUUCCAUAUGUAUUAAUUCUCAUUAUUAUUGUUUUCCGGGGGGUGGGGUGGGAAGGGUUAACUUUUUCUUUACGUGUUUACUUUAACUGACACAA